Purpureocillium lilacinum is the source of this 1581-nucleotide messenger RNA. RefSeq lists its product as uncharacterized. The record is from RefSeq and is a predicted model, not a curated record. Lineage: Eukaryota; Fungi; Ascomycota; Sordariomycetes; Hypocreales; Ophiocordycipitaceae.
AUGGGCGACCUAUUCGAGGGCGACGGCCCCAUGGCCGGCCGAGGCCGCAACCCCUUCACAGACGACCUCAAGUCCUUCAUCGACCAUGUGAUGCGCCACUACCACGUCCCCAGCCUCUCCAUCGGCAUCGUCGACGGCGAUGAAACAUUCAUCAACACAUUCGGAGAUUCCGAGGCCUCAAAAACAAAGACCACAGAGGACACGCUCUACUUUAUUGCCUCGUGCACCAAGUCCAUGACGGCGACGGCCCUGCUCUCUGUCCUCGAGGAGCUAGGCGACCCCGCCAACCUCAAGACCAAGAUUGCCUCCAUCACACCGGAUUUCGCCCUGCAAGACGACUAUGCGACCGCGCACGCCACGCUCGAGGACGCCCUGUCGCAUCUCCUCGGCGUCGGUAACCACAACCUCAGCUACGGCGGCGAGGGAUACACCGUCCUCGAUGCCGUGCGUUCGCUGCGCCACCUGGCCAUGACGGCUGAGCUCCGCGAGAAGAACCAGUACCUCAACCUCGGCUACAUUGUCAUCCAGCACGUCAUCGAGACGCUCACGGGCAAGCCGAUUGAGGAUGCCCACCGCAAGCACAUCUGGGAGCCGCUAGGCAUGAAGUCGACCUUUAUCAGCCUCAAGGACGCGCAACGGGCGGACAAGGUCCUCGCCAAGGGGUACACGUGGGAUCCGCUGAACAAGAAGCAGCUCGACGCCCCGUACUCGCACGACUAUCCGCUCGUGGGCGAUGGUGGCAUCAUCAGCUCCAUCAAGGACUUUACCACCUACCUCCGCGCCGUCAUCCACAAGGGCUUUCCGCUCUCCGACGAUCGGUUCGCCGAGCUCUUUAAGCCGAGGAGCAUCGUCUCGCCGCCCUCGUACGAGCACAUGUCGACGCUCCUAUACGCGCUCGGAUGGGGCGUCUCCAGCUUUCGCGGCCGGCGCAUGAUUUCACACAGCGGCGGCAUCGCCGGGUUUGCUUCCAAGCUCCAGUUCCUGCCCGACCAGAAAUGGGGCAUCGCCAUCCUCGCCAAUUCAGAUCUCGGCGGCGCGUUCGCCAACGAGGCCGUCAUCAUGCGCAUGAUCAACGACUUUCUCCAGAUCCCUGCGGGAGACCGACAAGACGUCGUGUCCUUGCUCGACAACAAGCUCGAGGGCAUGGUGCAAGACUAUCUUGAUGUGCGCAAGACGCUGUACCCCAACGUCCCCGAGAAACCGCUGCCCCUGACGCUGCCCCUCGCCGAGUACGCCGGCUCGUACCACAACCCCGGGUACCGGACCAUUGAGUUUAAAGUGGUCAAGCCGCGCGAGGGAGUGCCCGUGGCGGACGGCACGACGGAGGUGCUGCACGCGGACAUCCGGCGGCUGCUGGACGUGACGCUCGACCUCGAACACAUCUCGGGCGAAUACUUUGUCGCGUGGACCGACACCGAGACGUCCAACGUCCUCAUCAAGUCCGGGCUGCGAGCGGAGUUUGUCAUCGGCCACGACGGCAAGGUGUCCAAGUGUGGCAUUCACCUGGACCCGGUGUCCCGCUCCGACGACGAUAGAAUGAAGGUUUGGUUUACCAAGGUGAAUGAUCUUGGGAGCUGCUAG